This is a messenger RNA of Dioscorea cayenensis subsp. rotundata (Guinea yam), 1545 nucleotides long. Its product is annotated as fructose-bisphosphate aldolase 1, cytoplasmic. Lineage: Eukaryota; Viridiplantae; Streptophyta; Magnoliopsida; Dioscoreales; Dioscoreaceae. The record is from RefSeq and is a predicted model, not a curated record. The transcript has 2 exons. Gene Ontology annotation, molecular function: fructose-bisphosphate aldolase activity. The coding region runs from base 43 to 1119 and encodes 358 amino acids. Gene Ontology annotation, biological process: fructose 1,6-bisphosphate metabolic process; glycolytic process. Gene Ontology annotation, cellular component: cytosol.
UGCACACGAGGAACAAACAGGAAGAAGACACAACCAACAGCCAUGUCGGCAUACUGCGGAAAAUAUCACGAUGAGCUCAUUGCCAAUGCUGCUUACAUUGGCACUCCAGGAAAGGGGAUUCUUGCAGCUGAUGAGUCAACUGGCACCAUUGGCAAGCGCCUUGCCAGCAUCAAUAUAGAGAAUAUAGAGACGAAUCGACGUGGCCUCAGGGAACUCCUCUUUUGCACCCCUGGUGCUCUUCAAUACCUUAGUGGUGUCAUCCUGUUUGAGGAGACCCUUUACCAGCAGACUGCUAGCGGAAAACCAUUUGUUGAAGUCCUCAAGGAAGGUGGGGUUCUUCCUGGAAUUAAAGUGGAUAAGGGCACUGUGGAUCUUAAGGGAACUAAUGGUGAGACAACAACACAAGGCCAUGAUGACCUUGGUAAGCGAUGUGCCAAGUACUAUGAUGCUGGAGCUCGAUUUGCCAAGUGGCGUGCUGUUCUUAACAUUGGGCCUACCGAGCCAUCCCAACUAGCAAUCAAUGAGAAUGCGAAUGGUUUGGCUCGCUACGCUAUCAUCUGCCAGGAAAAUGGUCUUGUUCCGAUUGUGGAGCCAGAGAUACUUGUGGAUGGGCCGCAUGAUAUCAAUCGCUGCGCCCAAGUAACAGAGAGUGUGCUUGCUGCUUGCUACAAGGCACUGAAUGAUCACCAUGUACUGUUGGAAGGCACCCUCUUGAAGCCUAACAUGGUGACUCCUGGUUCGGAUGCAAAGAAGGUAGCACCAGAGGUUAUUGCAGAGUACACGGUGCGUACCCUGCAAAGAACCGUCCCUCCAGCAGUCCCGGCAAUUGUUUUCCUCUCUGGAGGGCAGAGUGAGGAGGAGGCAACUUUGAACCUGAAUGCCAUGAACCAACUCAAGGGGAAGAAACCAUGGUCACUCUCCUUCUCUUUUGGUCGUGCACUGCAGCAGAGCACGCUCAAGGCGUGGGCUGGGAAGGAGGAGAAUAUUGAAAAGGCAAGGACUGCAUUCCUCUGUAGGUGCAAGGCAAACUCUGAGGCCACACUUGGGACAUACAAGGGUGACGCCGCAAACGGAGAAGGUGUUUCGGAGAGCCUCCAUGUUAAGGACUACAAAUACUGAUAUCAUUUUUCGGUUGAUAUUUCUGCUCUGUUUAAGAGCAGAACUAGAUGGAAUGAAGUUCAGUUCGCAUAAGCCACCAAAUAGCUGUUUCUCUUUGGUUUUCCUUUUGCUUUCAGAGUAAAUUACAUUACCGUGCCGGUCAAGAGGGUUUUCCCUUGAAUAAGAGUUGUAGGGCACUAUCACCUCUCAGGAACUAAUCCUUUUGAGGUUGUCUGCUGUUAAUCAGACACAAAAGCUUAAUUUUGCCCCCCCUGAUGUGAAACUUGUUGUAAGCUAUUAAUAUUUUUAGUUUAUCUUUCCCUGUUGCUGUCUUCUCUUAUCAUUUUGUUGUUGAAUAAUCUGACAGCGACCUACCGGUUUGUUUCUAUCAGUGUAUGGCAUUUGUUUCCCAUAGGUUAUGAUUUAAAUUCGGUUGCUUCAGUUUCA